AUGAUGCCAAUGUGGAGGAGGUUUCAAAUCACCACAGCCCUCAUCGUUACUACCCUCGUGAUCCUUUCAUAUAUAUUCUUGGAUAUCCCAACUAUCCCCUCAAAAGCACUCCUAACAUUAAGCCCUAUCCAAUUGAGACGUCGACCGCUAAAAUUGCAGAACUUUGUGGUGGACAGUGGUCGCACCGAAAAGAAACGUCAAAGACUUCCAAAUUUGGAAAAACUCACCUGGCCAGAACGGGAAUUCUUACCACUUCCGGUGGGCGCUCCGGUUACCCGUCAAUUGUCCUUCGAAGCCCAAUUCAGUCGUGGACAAAUGCGCACCUUGUGGAAGCUGUUCAACCUAUUUACAAAUGUCAUGGAGGAACUCGGUUUCAGUGACAGGGAGGUCAGACCAGCAUUGUGGAAGAAGAUGUGCACCCUCAUGCCAAAUUAUACCAUCCAGCAAUGUGGUCAAAGGGACAAGAUUUCUGCAAAAUUAAUUGUGCCAGCCAAUACACUGCUGGAUGUUGAAGGCAGUCGCAAACUUAGCAGCUAUAAUUGGUCGUGGCCCUCUGUUGACAUUGGUUAUUACUAUUUGUCUAACGUCACCCACAUCACUGAAGUUGCACCGUCCUAUGGACGAUACUACAGCUACCCAAAGUCGGAUGUUUUCCCACUGCUCUUCAGACCAUUUUACAAAACCUGGGUUCCAACGCCAAGAAACACCUUUGCUUUUACACUGCAAACUUACCCUGGGAGCAUAAAUUGCACUUCUUUAAUUUGGUCUCAUGCCUACGAGAGUCAUUUAAAGGGACGGACAGUAGCUUGUGUCGACCUGUCGAAGAGGUAUGCUUUUGUCGAGCGCAGCCCUCUCUUCAGUCCUAUCCAAGCAGAUUACAAAUGGUUAAAAGAAUUGGAUUGGGUCCGCGAAAGACUGGUACGCGGUGGCAAGGUCAUACACGAAAUCAGCUUGGUUGCACCGCGAGGAGAAGCCUACGUAGACACCUACAAGCUGUGUGUGAAGUCGAAGCCGUGA
Messenger RNA from Dibothriocephalus latus, 1017 nucleotides. NCBI's taxonomy places the organism in Eukaryota, Metazoa, Platyhelminthes, Cestoda, Diphyllobothriidea, Diphyllobothriidae. The record is from the annotation of a GenBank genome assembly.